UUUUUUUCAUUCUAGUUGUGAUUCAAUCAAUCAAUCAAUCAGUCAGUCAGUGAAGCGCACAAUACAAACCAUUUUUAUGUUUUCUUCGGUAAAACUGGUCAGAAAUUAACCGACAAAUUAGCCAACAUUUUCCGUUACGUCUGUCAAUCGAUUGACAUCAUUAGAUAACCGCUUGUUUGGUUGUUAACCAAUACCCGCCGCAGCCGCCAAUCUGAGCCAUACCGCACGCGGCCUCUAUAGAGCUUCGGAGCUGAUCUGCUCGAACUUGUUGGACAACAAGUGUACGCAUAGCGGGUAGUCGCGGACCUCGGCUUAUUUGCGGCCCAAAUCAAAUUUACGAAUCUUAGCGUCGGGUACUCCCCGGCAAAAGCGGGACUUCGGGUACGGUUUGUUUUUGCAAUAGCGAUAACAGCGAGCCGAUCGGCGACCCAUUGUGUGGCCAAUUGGUGGUUGGUAUCGGGUGUCUGCGAUAGAUAGAUAGAUAGAUAUCAAAUACUUGAAGACAAUAGACAUCAUUUACAGACAAACGGUUCCCAAGUUUAGACGCGAGAGAGAGGACAUCACUAGACCAUGUCCUACCACUACUCAGUAUUUGAGUACCCGAGGUAUCAGUUGGCCGCCAAUGGUUUACCAGAACCGAUAGUCAAUGAUCUGGACAACAGGCCGCCGGUUAAGCUGCGCGUGCCGUACGGACAACAGUACGGCAAUACGGCGCGGAUCAGUUCGGCCUCAAAGAGGUAUAAAACACUAGCUAAACAUUUCGACCAAAACAUCGCUAACCAAGUGGUGCGUCCGACUGCUCAACAAUUAACUUUCGAAGAAUUAAGAGCCGAAGUCCAAGAUAUGGCAUUCAACGAAUUCAAGUCGGCGGACAUUAAUAAUGUUGAGUCCAAUCGUAAAGAAUACGCUUUUGGUUUGGUUUGGCCGACCAUUGCCCCACAAAUGAUGGAAGAUUUGGUGGCUUAUUAUAUCCAAUUCAAUAAGACGCGAUACAUAGCCAUCAAUUAUUAGUAGUUUUUAAUAUUUAAUAUUUAAAAUAUGUCAUUUAAUAUAACAACAAAAAGUUUUUAUAUCAUAUGUUUUUUAUUACCGCUAAUAUACUGUUAUUAUCUAUCAAUCAAAUUGUAUGACCAGAAACACAACACAACACAACA
Oppia nitens is the source of this 1154-nucleotide messenger RNA. RefSeq lists its product as uncharacterized. The record is from RefSeq and is a predicted model, not a curated record. Lineage: Eukaryota; Metazoa; Arthropoda; Arachnida; Sarcoptiformes; Oppiidae. Bases 571 to 1011 code for a protein of 146 amino acids. The transcript is spliced from 3 exons.